Molecule: messenger RNA, 14750 nt
Organism: Chelmon rostratus (copperband butterflyfish)
Lineage: Eukaryota; Metazoa; Chordata; Actinopteri; Chaetodontiformes; Chaetodontidae
Gene: herc2
Product: HECT and RLD domain containing E3 ubiquitin protein ligase 2
Exons: 91
Coding region: 98-14587 (4829 amino acids)
Biological process (GO): protein ubiquitination
Cellular component (GO): membrane; cytoplasm
Molecular function (GO): ubiquitin protein ligase activity; protein binding; zinc ion binding
Source: RefSeq, a predicted model, not a curated record
CCGCUUGUUAAUGCAGCAAAGCAGCUGAGGGGACGAGAAUAGCUUGAGAAGAGACCGCAGGUUGGCUGCGUUUGCAGCCAGGAGAGGAGAGGGGAAGAUGCCUUCUCCAUCUUUUACCCUCGAUGCUCAGCUGAGAUUUCAUGACAAAUGGCUGAAGAUAGACUUACAGCGGGCAUUCUCUCCAGAGGGGCUGAGUGAGAUGUGGAAUGAAAUGGUAAAAGAUGAGGAGAUAACAUUCAACGGAGAAGAAUCAGCUCACCCAGAGGAUUGCACCGACUGCUUUGGAACUCAGAAGAAGGAUGAACCCAACGACAAAGAAAAGAAAGAGGAGGAAGAGACAUCGACAUCUGUACAUCACUCCAUCAUUGAGACGUGGGACUGGGGCCGGCAGCCUGAUGAGACUGAGUUGAAGGACUGUCUGAUGGUCCUGGUUGACGACCAGCAGAAACUCUCAGCUCAGAUGGCCAAAAGCACCCUGUCUGCCCAACGCCUGCGCCAACGCCUGGUCAUCCUGGAGCGCUACCUCAUCUCUCUCAGCCACAGCAUGAUGGAGGAAAAGUACAAGGUCCGCUGGAAGACGCCCCCCAGCCCGCCGCUGCCUGCUGCUGACAAUAAGAGCCCUCGUCCGGCCAGUAAAGGCGUCGAAGGUUUGGCCAGGGUUGGCUCCAGGGCAGCUCUCUCUUUUGCCUUUGCUUUCCUGCGGCGGGCCUGGAGGUCAGGAGAUGAUGCCGAUCUUUGCAGCGAGCUCCUCCAGGAGUCUCUGGAUGCUCUGCGUGCUCUACCAGAGGCGACACUGUUUGAUGAGGGAACUGUAUCAUCAGUGUGGCUUGAAGUUGUUGAGAGGGCAACCAAGUUCCUCAGUGAUGUACAUGGAAGUGCCAGCACCAAAGGCAACAUUCCCCUUCAGGACCAGCACCUGGCCCUGGCCAUCCUGCUGGAGCUGGCUGUACAAAGGGGCACUCUCAGUCAACUGCUGUCUGCCGUUCUGCUGCUGCUGCGCCUGUGGGAAAGUGGCACCAGAGAGAUGGACAACGAGCGCUCCACCCAGGGAACCAGCGCCCCUCUGCUGCCCCUCCUGCAGCGCUUUCAGAACAUACACAGCAGCAAGGAUGAGCCAAUUCCUGAAGAGGAAGCUGAGAUCCUCACAGCCCCCCUGAGUCCAAAUGAGAGUUUCCUGCGCUACCUGACCUUGCCUCAGGAUAAUGACCUGGCUAUUGACCUUCGGCAAACAGCUGUGGUGAUCAUGGCUCACCUGGACCGCUUGGCUUCUCCCUGCAGCCCUCCACACUGCAACUCCCCCACAUCACACAAGGGAACCCUGCAGGAGGUGAUCGCAUGGGGCCUUUUGGGCUGGAAGCUUUAUGCCAAUGUCAAUGGGCCCAUUCAGUGCAAAGCUCUGUCAAACCUUGGAGUCACACAAAUCGUCUGUUCAGAAAAGGGUUUUCUCAUCCUGUCCAGUAGUGGCGCUGUUUACACCCAAAACUACAAGAGCACAACCCUGGCUCCAAUGCUAAUCCAUUGUCUGAGCUCCAGAAAGAUUGUGAAGCUAGCAGCUCAUCCUGAUGGGCAGCACUACUUGGCCUUGUCAUCCAAUGGGGAGGUGUUCUCAUGGGGCUGCGGCGAUGGAGGCCGCCUUGGACAUGGAGACACCACGUAUCUAGAAGAGCCUACAAUGAUUGCAGCCUUCAAUGGGAAACAGACAGGAAAGCAUGUGGUACACGUUGCUUGUGGGAGCACAUACAGUGCCGCCAUUACUGCUGAUGGCGAGCUGUAUACGUGGGGCAGAGGGAACUACGGUCGACUAGGCCACGGCUCCAGUGAGGACCAGACCACACCCAUGCUGGUGACGGCGCUGAAGGGACUAAAGGUGGUGGAUGUAGCAUGUGGCAGUGGUGAUGCACAAACACUUGCUGUGACAGAGAAUGGUCAGGUGUGGUCCUGGGGGGAUGGAGACUAUGGUAAACUGGGCAGAGGAGGCAGUGAUGGCUGCAAGACACCCAAACUUGUGGAAAAACUGCAGGACCUGGACAUAGUGAAGGUGUGCUGUGGCAGCCAGUUUUCAGUGGCCCUCACCAAGGAUGGCCAAGUGUACACCUGGGGAAAGGGAGACAAUCAACGCCUUGGUCACGGCACAGAUGAGCAUGUUCGCUACCCCAAGUUACUCGACAGUUUACAGGGAAAGAAAGUUGUGGAUAUCGCUGUGGGGUCGACACACUGCCUAGCCCUCACUGAUGAUGGGGAGGUGCACAGUUGGGGCAGCAAUGAUAAGCUGCAACACUUUGAUACACUCUUUUCUAACAAGAAGCAGCCGAAGGCACUCCCAGGGCUCAACUCCAAACACAUAGUGGGAAUCUCUUGUGGUCCAGGACAGAGCUUCGCCUGGUCCUCGUGCUCAGAGUGGUCUGUUGGGCAGCGUGUGCCCUUUGUGGUGGAUGUUUGCCCCAUGACCUUUGAGCAGCUGGACCUGCUCCUGCGGCAGGUCAGUGAGGGAAUGGACGGCAGCUCAGACUGGCCUCCCCCACAAGAGAAGGAGUGCAUGGUAGUCGCCACACUCAACCUGCUCAGGCUCCAGCUCCAUGCAGCCAUCAGUAACCAGGUGGACCCAGAGGAGCUGGGACUGGGGCUUGGCAGCGUGCUGCUGAACAACCUCAAACAAACAGUGGUGGUACUCGCUAGCAAUGCUGGGGUGCUCAAUACUGUCCAAGCAGCUGCCCAAGCAGUUCUCCAAAGUGGCUGGUCAGUGCUGCUGCCCACUGCUGAGGAAAGGGCGAGGGCAUUAUCCUCACUUCUACCUAAUGCUGCAUCCGGAAAUGAAAUGAGUGUGAGCCCUGGACGUCGCUUCAUGAUCGACCUGUUGGUCAGCAGUUUAAUGGCUGAUGGAGGGUUGGAAUCUGCCCUGAAUGCAGCCAUCACUGCUGAGAUACAGGACAUUGAGGCCAAGAAGGAGGCCCAGAAAGAGAAGGAGAUUGAUGAACAGGAGGCUAAUGCUUCCACUAUGCACCGUUGUCGCACCAUGUUGGACAAAGACCUCAUCAACACAGGCAUCUAUGAGUCCGCGGGGAAGCAGAGCCUGCCACUGGUGCAGCUUGUGCAGCAGCUGUUGAGGAACAUCGCCUCCCAGACCAUCGCAAGGCUGAAGGAUGUUGCUCGGCGUAUUUCCAACUACUUAGAGGCAGAGCAUGUCAGCAAGGAACGCUCUGCGUCUCUGGACCUGCUGCUGCGCUUCCAGCGGCUGCUGGUUAGCAAGCUCUAUCUGGGUGUCAACGGCACAGAGCAUGUCAAUGGAUACAAUCCCGAGCUUCUGGGUGUUGGUUCCCUGUUAAAAAAGUACAUCGCCCUGCUGUGCACUCACAUUGGAGACAUCCUCCCAGUGGCAACAAGUAUUGCCUCUACUGGUCGCCGUCACUUUGCUGAAGUCUCACGUGUUAUUGAAGGAGAUCUAACUGGAGUGCUGCUGCCUGAGUUAGUGGUGUCCAUCGUCCUCCUCCUCACCAUUGAUGCAGGUCUAAUGCAGGAGACUGGUUCUAUCCCUCUCCUCGCUGGUCUCCUGGAGCACCUCGACCGCUUCAAUCACCUGGCUCCAGGGCAUGAGAGGGACGAUAAUGAGGAUUUGGCCUGGCCAGGCAUUAUGGGAUCUUUCUUCACAGGGCAAAGUUCCAAGAACAAUGAGGAGGUUUCCCUCAUUCGCAAGGCUGACCUGGAGAACCACAACAAAGAUGGUGGUUUCUGGACAGUCAUUGACGGAAAGGUCUAUGACAUCAAGGACUUCCAGGCUCAGUCCCAGUCGCUAACGGGAAACAGUAUCCUGGCUCAGUUUGCAGGAGAGGACCCUGUGGUUGCUUUGGAAGCCGCUCUGCAGUUUGAGGACACCAGGGAGUCGAUGCAGGCCUUCUGUGUUGGCCAGUACAUGGAGCCUAACCAGGAGACAGUCACCACUCCAGACCUCAGCAGUCUCUCCUCCCCGCUUAUUGACACAGAGAGGAACCUGGGGCUUCUGCUGGGUCUCCAUGCCUCCUACCUGGCCAAGAGCACCCCCCUGUCCCCCAUGGAGAUCGAAUGUGCCAAAUGGCUCCAGUCCUCCAUAUUCUCUGGGGGCCUGCAGACCAGUCAGAUCCACUAUAACUACAAUGAAGAAAAGGAUGAAGACCACUGCAGCUCUCUGGGUACAACCACUCCAGACAAGGCCAAACUCUACUCCCGAAGAAUAACCCUCAGCGACCACGCACAGCCUUUCCUGCAGGCCAUUGCUGACAACAACACUCAGGACCACACUGUGAAGGACUUCCUAUGCCAAAUAGAGCGUUGCUGUAAGCAGUACCAUCUUAUUACACCCAUCACCUUCCCCCCGGAACACCCUGUGGAGGAAGUCGGCCGCCUGCUGCUCUGCUGCUUGCUCAAACAUCAAGACCUCGGUCACAUUGCUCUUUCACUUGUCAGUCAAUGUGCCUUGGGUGUGGACCAAGGGAAACAGAGGUCCCUCCCUAAAUCUGUGAUUGACGUGUGCCGCAUGGUCUACCAGGCAAAGUGUUCUUUAAUUAAGACUCAUCAGGAACAAGGUCGCUCUUACAAGGAGGUGUGUGCCCCGGUCAUCGAGCGUCUGCGCUUCCUGUUUAAUGAGCUGCGUCCGGCUGUAAGCAACGACCUGUCUAUAGUAUCCAAACUGAAGCUGCUGAGCUCUCAGCCGCGCUGGAGGAGGAUCACCCAAAAACUCAUCAGGGACCGCAGGAAAAAAAGAGUGCCUAAAAAGUCAGAGUCUGCUGACAUAGAAGAGCCAAAGCUGGAGAAUGAAGGGACCAAUGAAGAAGAACUUAAUGUCCACAUCAGCCCCACACCUGCUGACAGGAAAUCACCUACUAGCAGGACAUCGAAGCAGGACAAGUGGCAUCCGCUUCUGAACACUGUGGCCAAUGUCCAGAAGUACCGGUGGCUGAAGCACAGUGUUCAGGGUGCCUUUUCUCAAUCCAGCCUUAUGGCCACCAUAGUGGAGUUUGCGUUGAAAGAGGAGCCCCUGGAUGUGGAGAAGAUGAGGAAGUGUCUUCUCAAGCAGCUGGAGAGGGCCGAGGUGCGACUCGAGGGCAUCGACACUAUGCUGAAGUUGGCCUCCAGAAGCUUCCUGCUGCCAUCUGUGCAGUAUGCCAUGUUCUGUGGCUGGCAGAGGGUCAUACCAGAAGGGACCAACAUCGGAGAGCCUCUGUCUGACUGCCUGAAGGACGUGGAUUUGAUCCCUCCUUUCAACCGCAUGCUUUUGGAGGUGACCUUCGGCAAAUUAUAUUCCUGGGCCAUCCAUAAUGUUCGCAACAUCCUGCUCGAGGCCAGCGCCCGCUUCAAAGAGCUCGGUGUGCAGCCUGUACCCUUGCAGACCAUCACCAAUGAGAACCCGGCAGGACCAAGUCUUGGCACCAUUCCGCAAGCCCGCUUCCUUCUGUCUAUGAUACACAUGCUGUCCCUGAAACAUGGGUCCAACAGCCUCAGUCUCUUGUUAAAUUCUGGCAUACUGGCCCUCACACAGAGUAUACUCCGGCUCAUAGGGCCCAGCACAGACAGCAGUGAGGAGGACUUGAGUUUAUGUGCACUUGGAGGCUCAGCCACAGUACUGGAGGAGUCGAGAAAGGAGGCUACUCCUGCCCCAUUACCUGCCUCCGGCCCUGAGCUGGCUGCCAUGAUGAAGAUAGGCACCAGGGUUAUGAGAGGAGUCGACUGGAAAUGGGGAGAUCAGGACGGACCAGCACCAGGUCUCGGGCGGGUCAUUGGGGAGCUGGGCGAGGACGGCUGGAUCAGGGUCCAGUGGGAUACUAGCAGCACCAACUCUUACAGGAUGGGCAAAGAGGGCAAAUAUGACCUUAAACUGGCCGAGCCACCACCAGCUGCCCAGCCCCCUACUGAGGAUUCAGACACGGAGGAUGACACGGAAGGUGAGCUGAUGGAGAAGAGCAGCCACCCAACAGCUAUGAUGCUAACCAGCACAGUCAACCUAUUGAAGACACUAUCUCUAUCAGCUGGCAUCUAUGCAGAGGUGCUGCAAACAGAUGCUACACGGACCCUCUGUGGACUACUGAGGAUGCUCGUGGAAAGUGGAGCUAAUGACAAGACAGGCUGUCACUCACAAAGGCUGGUCUCUCGGGAGCAGCACAGGAGCUGGUGUACGCUGGGCUUCAUACGCAGCAUCGCUCUCAUGCCUCAGAUGUGCAGCACGCUCAGCUCCUCUGCGUGGAUUAGCCUGCUCAUUCGAAUUGUUGAGGGUCACCAGUCCUUCAAUGCCAUCACUCUGCAGAGACAGAUUCUGGCGCUACGUCUCCUGCAGGCAGUCUUGCCGUCAUGGGACAAGACGGAGCGCUCUCAGGACAUGAAGUUCCUGGUGGAGAAGUUGUUCAACUUCUUGGGAAGUCUACUAAGCACCUGCUCCUCAGACCUGCCACUUCUCAGAGAGGGUUCCCUGCGAAGGAGGAAGUCCCGUCCUCAGGCCUCUCUUACAGCCACUCACAGCAGCACGCUGGCUGAGGAGAUUGUUUCUGUCCUGCGCACUCUGCACUCUCUUGGCCAGUGGAACAGCAUGAUAAAUGAUUACAUCAACACUCAGCUGAGUUCCAUUGGAGAUGUUAUGGCAGGCUGCCAGUCAGAAGCAUGUUUUCUGGAGGAGUAUUUUCCUGAAUCAGAGGGUCCGAGGGUGGGCAGUCUGAUGGCAGUGUUGGCAGUCAUUGGAGGAAUUGAUGGGCGUCUCAGACUAGGAGGCCAAGUUAUUCAUGAGGAGUAUGGGGAAGGAACUGUCACUCGCAUUACCCCAAAAGGACGCAUCACCGUCCAGUUUCAUGAGAUGAGGACCUGCAGGGUUUGCUUGCUCAGCCAUCUCAAACCGCUGGCUGGAGUAACCUUCAGUGUGCAGAACCUGCCUUUCACUGAGCCCAUGCUGGCAGUCUGGGCUCAGCUGGUCAGCCUGGCUGGAAGCAAACUGGAGAAACAACGCUUGAAGAAGUCUCUUAGUAGAGGACUUACAGCUGACCAGGUUGACAUCCAUUUGCUGAGGUGCCAGCAGCUGAGGCUCUAUAUUUUAAAGGCAGCACGGGCCCUGCUCUCUCAUCAGGACAAACUCAGGCAAAUCCUCUCCCAGCCGGCAGUCAUCGACCUAGGACCCAACCCCAGUGAAGAUCCAGUGGUUUCAUCUCCUGAUGUGGGAGACUUGUCCCCUGAGGGCCCCUUACCUCCAUUGAUCCUCCUGCAGCAGCUGCUGUCUGCUGCCACUCAGCCCUCCCCCAUCAAAGCCAUUUUUGACAGGCAAGAGAUGGAGGCUGCAGCUCUGGCUGUGUGUCAGUACCUGGCUGUGGAAUCCGCCCACCCAUCCUCUCCACUGUUUGAGGAGAGCAGCUCCAGCGAGGCCACCACGCCUGUCACCAUACAACAUGUCCGACCUCCCAAGCAGAAGAAGCAGAAGACCUCCCCUGUCCCUCCCUUACCCAUAGUCCUCCAGCUUAUGGAGAUGGGGUUCCCGCGGAAAAACAUCGAGUUUGCCUUGAAGUCGCUUUCUGGUACUACAGGCAGUGCUUCUGGUGUCCCAGGUGUUGAGGCUCUGGUGGGCUGGCUGCUGGACCAUCCAGACAUUCACGUCACAGAGCUGUCAGAUGCCGACACCGUGUCGGAUGAAUACUCUGAUGAGGAGGUCCUGGAGGAGCUGGAGGAGGCUGAGCCGACAUUCUCUGUGCCUCCAGGUGCAGUGGUGACUGAGAGCCAGACGUUUAAGAAGAGAUCAGAUUUUCAAAGCAACGAUGACUAUGCUGUGUACGUGAGAGAGAACAUUCAGGUGGGAAUGAUGGUGAAGUGCUGCAGAACGUACGAGGAAGUGUAUGACGGGGAUGUUGGGAAAGUGAUCAAGCUGGACAGAGACGGACUUCAUGACCUAAAUGUGCAGUGUGACUGGCAGCAGAAAGGAGGAACGUACUGGGUCCGCUACAUCCACAUCGAGCUACUUGGAUUCCCACCACAAAGUUCUCCUUCUCAUAUAAAGAUUGGUGACAAAGUGAGGGUGAAGCCCACAGUCACCACACCAAAGUACAAAUGGGGCUCCGUCACUCACAGGAGUGUUGGGGUUGUGAAAGCUUUCAGCGCCAAUGGAAAGGAUGUGAUAGUAGACUUCCCUCAGCAGUCCCACUGGACUGGCUUGUUGUCUGAAAUGGAACUGGUGCCCAGUGUUCACCCUGGAGUGAGGUGUGACGGCUGCCAGAUGUUCCCCAUAAACGGCGCCAGGUUCAAAUGCAGGAACUGUGACGACUUCGACUUCUGUGAAAACUGCUUCAAGACCCGCAAACACAACACCAGGCAUUCCUUUGGCAGAAUCAACGAGCCCGGCCAGUCUCCAGCGUUCUGCGGCCGCUCAGGAAAACAGCUCAAGAAGCAUCACAGCAGCCAGCGAGGGAUGCUGAUUGACGAUUGGUCUCGUGCUGUCAAGAGCCUCAACGUGUCAUCCUCCGUUAACCAGGCCUCACGCCUCAUUGACUGCAGUGAUCAGUGUUGGCAGUCCUCUGGCUCGCAGGGAAAGCACUGGAUUCGUCUCGAGCUCUUCCCAGACGUUCUUGUGCACAGGUUGAAGAUGAUAGUGGACCCAGCGGACAGCAGCUACAUGCCCUCACUGGUGGUGGUGUCAGGCGGAAGCUCUUUGAAUAACUUGAUUGAGCUGAAGACAAUCAACAUCAAUCCCACGGACACCACUGUCCUUCUCCUUAGUGACUGUACUGAGUAUCACAGAUAUAUCGAGAUUGCAAUCAAGCAGUGCCGCAGCUCUGGUAUUGACUGCAAGAUUCAUGGACUUGCUAUCGUUGGGCGCAUCAGAGCAGAGGAUGAAGACCUGGCCACAGUCCCUUUCCUGGCGUCAGACAAUGAAGAAGAGGAUGAUGACAAAACGGCCACUGGGAGCCUUGCUCGGAAGAAGUCAUCAGGACUGGAGUCUGCAGCCACCAUCAGGACCAAAGUGUUUGUCUGGGGGCUGAAUGACAAGGACCAGCUGGGAGGACUCAAGGGUUCUAAGAUCAAGGUGCCCUCCUUCUCUGAAACACUCUCUGCCCUCAAUGUGGUUCAAGUGGCCGGUGGUUCCAAAAGCCUCUUUGCAGUGACGGUCGAGGGGAAGAUCUAUGCGUGUGGAGAGGCCACUAAUGGCAGGUUAGGCCUGGGCCUGUCCAGCGGGACCAUCCCAAUCCCCCGUCAGAUCACUGCACUCAGUAACUACGUGGUGAAGAAGGUUGCUGUGCACUCUGGGGGGCGUCACGCCAUGGCUCUGACCGUGGACGGGAAGGUCUUCUCCUGGGGAGAGGGAGAUGACGGCAAACUGGGCCACUUCAGCAGAAUGAACUGUGACAAGCCUCGUUUAAUUGAGGCACUGAAGACCAAGCGCAUCCGUGACAUCGCCUGUGGCAGCUCUCACAGCGCGGCAAUCACCUCCAGUGGGGAGCUGUACAGCUGGGGUCUGGGGGAAUAUGGCCGCCUAGGACAUGGAGACAACACUACUCAGCUGAGGCCUAAACUGGUAAAAGUGCUUCUGGGACACCGUGUUAUCCAGGUGGCUUGUGGAAGCAGGGAUGCUCAAACGCUGGCCCUCACUGAUGAAGGGUUGGUGUUCUCCUGGGGUGAUGGGGAUUUUGGGAAGCUGGGUCGCGGAGGCAGCGAGGGCUGCAACAUCCCCCAGAACAUAGAGAGGCUCAACGGGCAGGGAGUCUGCCAAAUCGAAUGUGGAGCACAGUUCUCCUUGGCUCUUACAAAAUCUGGAGUUGUGUGGACAUGGGGCAAAGGCGACUAUUUCCGAUUGGGCCAUGGCACCGAUGUUCAUGUGCGGAAACCCCAGAUGGUGGAAGGCCUGAGGGGCAAAAAGAUUGUCCACGUUGCAGUUGGGGCACUGCACUGUUUGGCUGUUACAGACACAGGACAGGUGUAUGCGUGGGGUGACAAUGACCACGGGCAGCAGGGCAACGGCACCACCACAGUUAACAGGAAGCCCACUCUGGUGCAGGGUCUCGAGGGACAGAAGAUCACCCGAGUGGCCUGUGGCUCCUCCCACAGCGUGUCCUGGACCACCGUGGAUGUGACCACACCCUCAGUUCACGAGCCAGUUCUUUUCCAGACGGCCAGGGACUCCCUUGGAGCAUCCUAUUUGGGCGUCCAGUCAGACAGUGACUCAUCAGCCGUGAACAACAAGAUGAGCGGGCAGAGCAACGUGAAGCCUAAUCGACCCUCGCUGGCCAAGAUCCUCCUCAGUCUGGAUGGCAACUUGGCCAAACAGCAGGCUCUGUCUCACGUGCUGUCAGCCCUGCAAAUCAUGUAUGCCAGGGAUGCAGUGGUCGGUGCUCUGAUGCCAGCCAGCAUGAUUCUGCCAGCAGAGUGUCCUUCCAGCUCACCUGUUCCCCCAUCAGACUCCUCUUCCUCAUCCAGCGUGAGUGAUGAAGAAGGUCCUCCUGUCCUGCCUGAGGCUGAGGAACGAGUCAGUCCCAAUCCCUGGCAAGACAAGAAGGGAGAGGUUCCCUCAUCAGAAGAAGCCGUCACUCCAUCAUCAGCUAUGACUCCCUCCGCCUCUGGUGCCUCCUCACGUCCUUUCAUCCCCGUCACUGACGACCCCGGAGCGGCCAGCAUCAUAGCUGAAACCAUGACCAAGACUAAAGAGGACUCUGAGAGCCAGAGUAAAGUGGUCGGUCCAGAGCCUCAGUACCUCGAUGAGUUCACAAGUCUGCUUGUGCCUGAUGACACACGUGUAAUGGUGGACCUGCUCAAACUGGCAGUUUCCUGUCGCUCUGGGGAGAAGGGCAAGGAGGUGCUGUCGGCUGUGCUGUCAGGCAUGGGGACAGCUUAUCCACAGGUUGCUGACAUGCUGCUGGAGUUGUGUGUCACUGAGUUGGAGGACGUUGCCACAGACUCACAGAGCGGCCGUCUGUCCUCCCAGCCGGUUGUUGUAGAGAGCAGCCAUCCGUACACUGACGACACCUCCACCAGUGGUACUGUGAAGAUCCCAGGUGCUGAGGGCCUCAGGAUCGAGUUUGACCGACAGUGUUCAACUGAGAGACGCCACGACCCGUUAACAAUCAUGGACGGCGCCAAUCGGAUUGUCUCUGUCAGAUCAGGCCGGGAGUGGUCUGACUGGUCCAGCGAGUUAAGGAUCCCAGGAGAUGAACUCAAAUGGAAAUUCACCAGCGACGGCUCUGUCAACGGCUGGGGCUGGCGCUUCACCGUCUACCCCAUCAUGCCUGCUGCUGGUCCCAAAGACUUGCUGUCAGAUCGCUGUAUCCUGUCCUGCCCCUCUAUGGACUUGGUCACCUGUCUGCUGGACUUCAGGCUCAACUUUGCCUCCAACAGGAGCAUUGUGCCUCGGCUGGCUGCUUCCCUCGCUGCUUGUGCCCAGCUGAGUGCGUUAGCUGCGGGACACAGGAUGUGGGCUCUGCAGAGACUACGAAAACUCCUGACCACAGAGUACGGUCAGUCCAUCAACAUAAACAGGCUGCUGGGGGACAGUGAAGGCGAGGCUCGCUCUAUGAGUUUCACAGGCAGUGCGCUGGCCGCUUUAGUGAAGGGGCUACCAGAGGCUCUGCAGAGGCAGUAUGAGUACGAGGACCCCAUUGUCAGGGGAGGGAAGCAGCUGCUUCAUAGUCCAUUUUUCAAGGUCUUGGUUGCUCUAGCCUGCGAUCUUGAGCUGGAUACCUUACCCUGCUGUGCCGAGACCCAUAAGUGGGCCUGGUUCCGCAGAUACUGCACAGCCUCCAGAGUCGCUGUGGCUCUAGACAAGAGGACCUCUCUACCAAGACCCUUCCUGGAUGAGGUGACAAAGAAAGUACGCGAGCUUAUGGCCGAUCACGAGAGCAUGAACGGCCUCCACGAGAGUCACGACUUGUUCAAGCGCGAGCACGACGAGCAGCUUGUACAGUGGAUGAACCGCCGACCAGACGACUGGACCCUCUCCGCCGGGGGGAGCGGUACCAUCUACGGCUGGGGCCACAACCACAGAGGUCAGCUGGGGGGCAUUGAGGGAGCAAAGGUCAAAGUGCCCACUCCCACAGAAGCGCUCGCCACCCUGCGGCCAGUGCAGCUUAUCGGCGGGGAGCAGACUCUGUUUGCUGUCACUGCCGAUGGAAAGCUGUAUGCAACAGGAUAUGGAGCUGGGGGCAGAUUGGGUAUUGGAGGCACAGAGUCUGUGUCCACUCCCACUUUACUGGAGUCCAUCCAACACGUCUUCAUCAGGAAAGUGGCUGUAAACUCUGGAGGGAAGCACUGCCUGGCGCUGUCCUCUGAGGGAGAAGUCUACUCGUGGGGAGAGGCUGAGGAUGGAAAACUCGGCCAUGGGAACAGAAGUCCUUGUGACCGUCCUCGUGUGAUUGAGUCCCUGAGGGGAGUGGAAGUGGUGGAUAUCGCAGCCGGAGGGGCACACAGCGCCUGCAUCACUGCCAGUGGAGAGCUCUUCACCUGGGGAAAAGGUCGCUACGGACGUCUGGGUCAUGGAGACAGUGAGGACCAGCUCAAACCCAAGCUGGUGGACGCACUACAGGGUCACAGGGUCAUUGAUGUGGCGUGCGGCAGCGGGGACGCCCAGACACUGUGUCUAACAGACGAUGACAUGGUCUGGUCUUGGGGAGACGGGGACUACGGCAAAUUGGGCCGAGGAGGCAGCGAUGGCUGCAAAAUCCCCAUGAAGAUUGACUCUCUCACCGGCCUCGGCGUGGUCAAAGUGGAGUGCGGCUCUCAGUUUUCUGUGGCUCUCACUAAGUCUGGGGCUGUGUACACGUGGGGGAAAGGGGACUAUCACCGGCUGGGCCACGGCUCUGACGACCACGUUCGACGGCCCAGACAGGUUCAGGGGCUGCAGGGGAAGAAGGUCAUCGCCAUCGCCACGGGCUCACUGCACUGUGUGUGCUGCACAGAGGAUGGAGAAGUGUACACAUGGGGCGACAACGAUGAAGGCCAACUUGGAGACGGGACCACUAACGCCAUCCAGAGGCCACGGCUGGUGGCUGCGCUGCAGGGCAAGAAAAUCAACAGGGUGGCAUGUGGUUCUGCUCACACCCUCGCCUGGUCCACCAGCAAGCCCACCAAUGCCGGCAAACUGCCUGCACAGGUGCCCAUGGAGUACAACCACCUGCAGGAGAUCCCCAUCAUGGCCCUGAGGAACAGGCUGCUGCUGCUGCAUCACAUCUCAGAGCUCUUCUGCCCGUGUAUACCCAUGUUCGACCUGGAGGGUCGACUGGGUCAGACAGGCCACGGACCCUCAGUGGGCUUCGACACACUCAGGGGCAUCCUCAUCUCCCAGGGGAAGGAAGCAGCUUUCAGGAAGGUGGUUCAAGCCACGAUGGUGAGGGACAGACAGCACGGACCUGUGGUGGAGCUCAACAGGAUACAGGUGAAGCGUUCCCGUAGCAAAGGGGGUCUGGCAGGGCCCGACGGAACAAAGUCUGUGUUUGGUCAGAUGUGUGCCAAAAUGAGCUCGUUCAGCCCAGACAGCCUGCUGCUCCCUCACCGAGUGUGGAAGGUCAAAUUUGUUGGGGAGUCCGUGGACGACUGCGGUGGCGGUUACAGCGAGUCCAUUGCCGAAAUGUGCGAGGAGCUGCAGAACGCCUUGACUCCGCUGCUCAUCGUCACCCCCAACGGCCGCGACGAGUCGGGCGCCAACAGGGACUGUUUCCUGCUCAACCCCGCAGCCAAGUCCCCUCUUCACAUGAGCAUGUUCCGCUUCCUAGGAGUGCUCUUGGGCAUUGCAAUCCGGACCGGAAGCCCUCUUAGUCUGAACCUGGCAGAGCCGGUGUGGAAACAGCUGGCAGGCAUGAACCUGACCAUCGCUGACCUCAGUGAGGUUGAUAAGGAUUUUAUUCCUGGUUUGAUGUACAUCCGGGACAACGAGGCCACCGCUGAGGAGUUCGAGGCCAUGACUCUUCCCUUCACAGUGCCCAACGCCAGCGGCCAGGACAUCCAGCUCAGCUCCAAGUACUCCCACAUCACCCUGGAGAACCGCGCCGAAUACGUCCGCCUGGCGAUUAACUACAGGCUCCAUGAGUUUGAUGAGCAGGUCUCUGCCGUGCGUGAGGGGAUGGCUCGAGUAGUUCCAGUUCCCUUGCUGUCGCUCUUCACUGGUUACGAACUGGAAACUAUGGUGUGCGGAAGCCCGGACAUCCCUCUCCACCUGCUGAAGUCGGUGGCCACUUACAAAGGAGUGGAGCCGACGUCUCCGCUCAUCCAGUGGUUCUGGGAGGUGAUGGAGUCCUUCUCCAACACGGAGAGGUCGCUUUUCCUGAGGUUCGUCUGGGGUCGCACACGCCUGCCUCGCACCAUCGCUGACUUCCGUGGGCGGGAUUUUGUUGUGCAGGUGCUGGAUAAGUACAACCCCCCCGACCACUUCCUGCCAGAGUCCUACACGUGUUUCUUCCUGCUGAAGCUGCCCAGGUACUCGUGUAAACAGGUGCUGGAGGAGAAGCUGAAAUACGCCAUUCACUUCUGCAAGUCUAUCGACACCGACGACUACGCACGCAUCGCCCUGUCCGGCGAGCCCGCCGCUGACGACAGCAGCGAAGACUCGGAUAACGAGGACGCCGACUCCUUCGCUUCGGACUCCACCCAGGACUACUUGACAGGACACUGAACUUUGUAGAAGGACGAGUGGAAGAGGCGCCGCCACAGAGAGGCUGCAUUAAUCUCACCUAUUAACACACAUUCAUACAGGCAUUCUACUAAGACACAAACGUCUGUGGGGGAAAAAUGUGCAAUGAGCUUUAAAAGCAUUAUAAGCUAAAGAGAGGAACAAA